Messenger RNA from Emiliania huxleyi CCMP1516, 681 nucleotides. RefSeq lists its product as hypothetical. The record is from RefSeq and is a predicted model, not a curated record. Lineage: Eukaryota; Haptophyta; Isochrysidales; Noelaerhabdaceae. The coding region runs from base 1 to 681 and encodes 226 amino acids. The transcript is spliced from 2 exons.
AUGGUGGCCGACCCAACGCAGAGCCUCGCCGCCGCGUUUGCGACGCUCCGAGCUCUCCCGGAGCCUGACGGCGAGGCGCACGAGCGGCGCCGACGCGAGGCGGCUUUGGCGCUCGACGCCGCGCAGGCGCUGGGCGGCGUCAAGGCGGACGCUGUCGACCCAGUGCUGCUCAAGCCUCCGUGGCGUUCCGAGCGCGUGUGCGCCGCCGCGGCUCGCGCAUCCGGCCCCGGCGACGACGCGUGGGACGUCGACGCGUGCCGGAGGCGGCUGUGCGGCGUGAGGCCUCGCGCAGGGCCUCUGCUCAGUUGGCUCGACGAGAGAGCAGAGGCGCUCGAGCCUUACCGCCGGCUCUCGGAAGCGCGGCACGCGCCGUGGGCGGAGCAGUCGGUGGCGGCCACGCUCGCCGCGGUGCGAGCGGCGAGGAGCGAGCUGCAGCGGCCUCCGUACGUGCUGGUUGCGGAAGGAAGCUUGGGUGCAGAGGCGGCGGUGGCCGCCGCCGCCGGUGCAGCCGUGACGGUUUGCGAUCCGAACCGCUUCGCCGCCGCCGCCAUCGGAGAGGUCGCGGCGGCGCACGGCGUGGCGCACGCGGUGACCGUCGCGCCACAGACCCUCGAGCGACUCUGCGCCGACAUAGUGUGCGGGGUUGACCUGACUGCGCUCGACGACGCGCGCUUGAGCUGA